AUGCUACCAAUAAGAGAUGGACUCUUAUCUAGUGUUAUCAACGAUCAAGACGAAGAAAAAGACGGUGUCGUUAUAUUUAAUCAACUGCUCAAUACACCGCUUACUAAUCUACAAAACAAUCACAAUACAACUAAUGUUCGUACUGAAAAUGAAGGAGCAGAAGUUACUUUAUUAAACAAUCGUGAGAAGUCAUCGCCCUCAAGUCAAUUUUCCUUGACGAAUUUUUGUCAAGACAUAUUUACAUUUUAUUGGUUAUCUGUGUGUUAUUAG
This is a messenger RNA of Adineta ricciae, 270 nucleotides long. The record is from the annotation of a GenBank genome assembly. NCBI's taxonomy places the organism in Eukaryota, Metazoa, Rotifera, Eurotatoria, Adinetida, Adinetidae.